AGACAUUCGUAAUUACACUGUACAGUACAGGCGCUAAACGAUCAUGGUAGUUUGCAAAUUUUUUAUGCAAGGAUAUUGUAGGUUUGGUGACAACUGUAAAUUUGAACAUCCAAGAGGAGGAAACGCAGGUUAUGCAUAUUCUGCACAGAGGCAGCUCUUCGGAGGUGGUGGGGGUGGUGGAUCAAGAUUUGGAGGUGGGGCAGGACAAAAUCCAUACAAAUGGACAGCUAAUGAUCAACAAAGAACACAAAACAAACCAGUGUCCCAGCAGACUUCUCCAAAUGACCUAAUAAACACAUUAAUAUCAGAGGUGAAAGAACUGGAGAAGACAAAAAUGUGGCCAUUUUCAUGCAUUGGAUUUGAAAAAGAUGAGUGUGUUCCAGUCAUGUAUUGGAGAGAAAGAUGUGUUCCAGAUUUUGAGGACACUUCACCAGAGGAGUUAAGACAUCUGGCAUAUGAAGCGCAAAAAUCAAAUAAUUUUCAAGGAUAUAUAGACUAUGUCCAAAAUCUACAGAAUGAGGUCCACAAAAAGAGGCAAAUGCUUGCAAACCCUCCCAUGCGCAUCAAGCAGAAAAUGCUCUCUCUGAUUGAUGACUAUCGAUUACGAAAAAACAGGUCUGGAAAUAGUUCUACACAUCAUUCAGUGUCAUUAUUCAGUAAUCCAUCCCCAAGUGAAAAUUCCUUUCAAUCAACAUCGUUUGGAAGUGACUCAAGCCAAGGGUCAUUUGGUGCUACAGGAUUUGGAGCCACUGGAACCUUUGGAGCAUCUGGAACACAAGGAUUUGGGACAUCAGGGUCAGCAGGAGGUUUUGGUGCAAGCUCCGAGUCAACUGGGGUCUUUGGAUCCUCUGGUGGUUUUGGAGCAAACAGUCUUUCAUCUGGAAGCUUUGGCUCAAGUCCAGGCUUUGGAGCAAGUCCUGCUUCAUCUGGAAGCUUUGGUGCUGGUGGGUUUGGUACAUCUUCCUUUGGAGCUCAACCAUCUGCUUUUCCAAAUCCUAAUCCAUUUGGAGGUUCCACUGUGAUGCCUUUAGCAUUUGGAAAUAACACCACAAAAUCUCCAAGUAUGUUUGAUAACAGUUCAACAAAUUCCCCAGCAAGUGCUUCAUCGUCCAGUGGAUUCCAGAGCCAAGGGACAAAUGUAUUUGGCUCUAGUCAGACAGUGGGACAUAACACAGGUGCCAGUGCUUCUUUCCAAAGUCCACAGCCAGUGUCCGUGGAGUCCAAUACUUAUACUCCUAUGGAUAAACUGACUGCUGAAGAGUUAGCAGAAUUUCAAGCUACUCAUUUUACGCUCGGAAAGAUUCCAACAAAACCACCCCCAAAAGAACUGUGCUUUUAAUUUCCUGAUUUACUGUUUGUAAAAUUUUACAUAUUUACAGAAAAUUUCAUUAUAAUUAGUUGAUCUUCUCAAAGAAUAGCUAGCAUCAUUCAAAGUGAAAUCAUAAAAAGUAGAUACAUUUGAAAGUCAUAUGGAUUAUCAUGCUUUAACUUUAUAUCAGUGGAUUAAAAUUGCCCACACACUUGUGAUUAGGUAAGAGAGAGAGAGAGAGAGAGAAUCAUGUAAAAACUGACUACCAUCUACUGGAUAGUCUGACAAUGAAUUUUCUUUAUUUCUUGAUAAUGACAAAAAUAAAAUUAAAACAAGAUGUUACCAAUGUCCUUUUCCUUAAAUCAUCAAAUCCAUAAAACUAAGAGACAUUAAAGGUUCCCUAUUCUGGUAACACCCUCCCCCUUCUCUUAGGAUGAAAAUCUCAAUUCUGAAACCUAAUAUUACAUAUUUAUAGGACACCUGCUACUAGAUUUCAAAAUAUGAAUGGGGUAUGAUGAAAAAUGUAAGAGGGGUUCAUGGAACUAUGUUUAUGUACAAAAUCAGAAUUAAAAAAUUGAAAUUU
Molecule: messenger RNA, 1892 nt
Organism: Saccostrea cuccullata (small rock oyster)
Lineage: Eukaryota; Metazoa; Mollusca; Bivalvia; Ostreida; Ostreidae
Product: nucleoporin NUP42-like
Exons: 10
Coding region: 44-1339 (431 amino acids)
Molecular function (GO): metal ion binding
Source: RefSeq, a predicted model, not a curated record